Messenger RNA from Neltuma alba, 1292 nucleotides. Its product is annotated as sialyltransferase-like protein 2. Gene Ontology annotation, molecular function: sialyltransferase activity. NCBI's taxonomy places the organism in Eukaryota, Viridiplantae, Streptophyta, Magnoliopsida, Fabales, Fabaceae. The record is from RefSeq and is a predicted model, not a curated record.
UCACUUCGACUCGAAUCCUGAAUAAUAAGUUUCCUGUUUAAUUAAUUGAUUAACGAUGAACAUUCGAUCUGCUUUCUGAACCCUUCUAUGCAGAGGAAACCAAGCAUUUCACUUCAAGGAGAGGAGCAAUACACCUAUCCGGUAUCCCCUCGAUCGCCUUUUCUUCCCAGAUUCAAAGUCUAGAAUUCUGGGAACCCUCUUACCUUACAGAUAUAAAGUAGCUUCGCUGGGCAGCUCUAUUUGUCGUUUCCGAUUCUGAUAUUUAACAAUCGAUGAGGCUUCUGCAAUUGGGCUUGUUGCUUUCUUUGGCAUCUGGAUUUGCCGCCAUUAUCAUUUACAUUACUGGAGUCUCUAAUCCCUCUGUAUUUGGGAGCUAUCAGCUUACAGACAAUGAGAUAGAAGCGUUGCUAUCUUUGCAGAGCAGUUUCCAGCAGUGCGUGAGUGCAAAUGGUCUAGGGCUCAAAGCUGUUCGGGGCAGAGAUUAUUGCCAAACCACAAUAAACUUCCCUAGUGAUACCAUCCCAAAAUGGAGAGAUCCCAAAACGGGUGAACUGGAAGCUUUGUCCUUUGAUUUCAAUCUAUGUGAAGCUGUGGCAACGUGGGAACAGGUUAGGAAUAGCACUACAAUACUCACCAAGGAAUUCAUUGAUUCUUUGCCAAAUGGAUAAGAAUAUGCAUGGCAGAGGAUCAACAAAGGAGUAAUUCUCAAACGCUGUGAGAACAAGACCUUAUGCAUGGAGAACUUUUCACUGGUGCUCCCUGAGACACCACCAUAUUUCCCAAGGCAGUUUGGACGCUGUGCUGUCAUUGGUAAUUCAGGAGAUCUCUUGAAGACAAAAUUUGGGAAGGAGAUAGAUGGCUAUGAUGCUGUAAUCAGAGAAAAUGGUGCUCCAACACAGAACUAUACCGAAUAUGUGGGUAAAAAGAACACAUUUCGUCUUCUUAACCGGGGGUCUGCCAAAGCUCUUGACAAAGUUGCAGAGUUAGAUGAUCAAAGGAAGGAGGUUUUGAUAGUAAAAACUACAAUUCAUGACAUCAUGAGCAAAAUGAUUCGGGAAGUGCCCAUAACAAAUCCAGUAUAUCUCAUGCUAGGUGCAUCCUUUGGUUCAGCAGCAAAAGGAACAGGGCUUAAGGCUCUUGAAUUUGCUCUCUCUAUAUGUGAAUCGGUUGAUAUGUACGGCUUCACUGUAGAUCCUGGAUAUAAAGAAUGGACUAGAUAUUUCUCUGAAUCUCGUAAAGGUCAUACCCCAUUGCAUGGGAGAGCUUAUUACCGAAUGAUGGAGUGCUUAGGA